Chara braunii is the source of this 3294-nucleotide messenger RNA. The record is from the annotation of a GenBank genome assembly. Lineage: Eukaryota; Viridiplantae; Streptophyta; Charophyceae; Charales; Characeae.
GAUAGAAACUUGGGAGGCCGUCGGUCCCACGAUGCGAGAGGACGGUGUGAGAACUUGCAUGUCCGUCGGUGCACGAACCCGGGGCGUCCACGUGGCAGGAGCCAAUUGGGGUCCCUGACGAGAUUGGCCUUUGCCUGCUUAGUCGAGCUGAGUCGACUUGACUUGUGUCGCGUGAAUAUCGUUAUGUACUGACACGUGUGUGUAUGUGUGUGUUUGUGUGUGAGAGAGAGAGAGAGAGAGAAGCGUAAGGAUGGCGGUGUGACACGUGUGUGUGUGUGUGUGUGUGUGUGUGUGAGAGAGAGAGAGAGAGAGAGAGAGNGAGAGAGAGAGAGAGAGAGAGAGAGAGAGAGAGAGAGAGAGAGAGAGAGAGAGAGAGAGAGAGAGAGAGAGAAGCGUAGGGAUGACGGUAUUUGUGUCAUAAAGAGUCUUUCGAUUCACUAUUUUGCGGGUGGGUGAGGGCAUCGGGACUGGGAAGUCGCUAGAUUUGGGGUAGUAUUAAUUGUUACUGGCUUCCUGUGGGCCGAUCAGACGAUCUGACGAUCGCCGAUCGCCGAUCGCAUAUCGAUUAAUCGUACGGCAUACGGAAGGUUUCAGCGAUGGCGGGCGAACGACUCUUUGCUCGCCUGCUAUUACUAGUAUUUUUGCUCGUCGCGCAGCUGUCGGGGCUUCUAUUUUUGGAAAAGCAGCAGGCUAUGGUGGUCGCCUCUGAAUUGGCGGUAACAGCAGAUACCCCCAUUGCGGCCGUUGCACCGAAGGAUGCAGUGCCCGGCGAUUUACCCAUGCCCUUCACUUGCAAGACAACGACGUCCUGCAAAAUUAUGAUGAAUGCAUCAAAUGUGAAAUCCUAUAAUGGAAAGGACCGAGACAAGAUCAUCGUGGACAUCGCCGGCCAAGGACCUUGCUACUGGUCCAUCUCCCGUUUCAAUCGGGGUGACUUAUCGCCACGGUUGAGCCCCAGGCAUCCAUUUGCACAGCCAAACCUCGGAGUGCUGCCAACCGGAGACAAUGGUUUCGAGACUAGCGAUCCCAAGCAUUUUUCAGUACAGGCCUGGAAACCACAUGUAAAGAAGGGAGUGGUGCUGGUCUCUGUGGCACAGAAUGGAGAAUUGUGGCCGGACGGAGAAUCCUUCUUCUACGGAACCGCGGCCGCAGUGAUGGAAUCUUCCGGCUAUGGAUACAGCCUUGUUGAUGGUGGUUUCUCGGGCGAGGAAGCGGGUGCAAUUGAUGUGACUGUUGGUAAGGCGGGCCGUGAUGAAGAAGCCAACAUUGAUGUGGCCGUUGCCUGGUUUCCAUACAGUCAAGGUUGGGUGGGAGGCUAUGUCGACGCGCCGCAAGAGAUGUCUGCCAAGUGGAGCGAAGAAGGGUCGCACAGUCCGCAGCUGCCGACAGAUGUGAAGAAGCUUGUAAGCUUCAAUGAACUCGAAGGAGCAGAGAUUACCUUGCCGGGUGUGAAUGGACGCCAUGAUGGAAUGCUCUUCGUCACAUCGACAGAUCCUAGCCAUGGGAACAGUGCGGUGAACUUAGCGCAACUUUGUCCCGUAAAGAAGUUGAUUGGUGGUCACGUCAAUGGCCAUACGGGGCUCAAGCUUCAUGGUGAAGGAAAAUUCGAUGUGAAGCGUUUGGCAUUUGGGAUGUACGAGAUUACCAUCGAUUCUUCUCCGAAGACUGACGGGGAUGGGAUCUUGUUGUUGCAGGUAGUGGAUGAAGUGGCAAAGAAUAAGAGGGCUCCCAAAUGCUUCUUAUCUUACAAUUACACAAAGGCGGGCUCACUUAUUGUCGAGUCCCACGAAGUCGACUAUACUCGACCGCUCAAUGAUCAAUUCCCCUUCUGCGAGACAAGCUUCUACUUCAUGUGGGUCGACUUUCGGAGCCCGGUUUCGCCGCCGCAAAAUCUCGGGACAGGUGCGACUGACUCGCCCCAGGGAGAUUAUUUUGGAAUCGGCUUUUUCUUGGGAAUGGUGAUGACAGUGGCGAUGAUCGUCGCCUCCUACGUCGUCAUGAAGCACUUGUACAAUGCACCGCCCGGCCCAUCGAUGAUAGCCUUGGAGGAUAUCGGCGACGACGAGCUAGAGACUGGUCUGCUGGACAGCGUAGAUGCCAGCGAAAGAGAUCGAGACGCCGUGGCCUGACAGGCCAGAUGAGGCUUCUGGGCGGGCGGCGCACCUCGUCGGCGGGGGGAGAAGGGCAGCAAACGUAUCUCAACAGUUAUUGCCGUUGUUUUCUUCCCUGAAGUUCGUUCUCUUCAUCAUUAGCGGAUAUCAUUUAUCUUUCAGUUUUAACAAACAUGUCAUUUAUGUUUCAGUUGUAGCAAACAUGUGAUUUAUCUUUCAGUUGUAGCAAACAUGUCAUUUAUGUUUCAGAUGUAGCAAACAUGUUCAGGUAGUUGUAACAAAGGAGAGAGUAAGGGGCAGAGAGAUAGGAAGGUAGGAAGGAGAGGGAAGGAAUGGGAGGGAGAGGGAGGGAGAGGGAGGGGAGGGAGGGAAGGGGAGAGGGAGGGAAGGAAGGAGGGAGGGUGGAGAGGGAGGGGGGAAUGGAGCUGCCAAUGAAGUGGAAACAGAGAACCAAUCAGCAAUUCAUCAACAUAGGAAGGUAGGCAGGAGAGGGUGGAGAUGGAGGGAGGGAGGGAGGGAGGGAGAGCGAAUUAAUUGAGAAGGAAACUGCUAAUGAAGGGGAAGCAGAGAGGCAAGCAGCAAUUGAUUAGAAACAUAGAACCAACUAGCAAUUCAUCAAGAUAGGAAGCUAGGAAGGAGAGGGUGGAGAUGGGAGGGAGGGAGGGAGGGAGGGAGGGAGGGAGGGAGGGAGGAGGGGAGAUGGAGUUAGGCUAGAAGGAAACUGCUAAUGAAGAAGAAGCAGAGAGGCAAGCAGCAAUUGAUUAGAGACAUGCAUGGUUCAUGAAAGAGAGGAACGGAAGGAAGGAGACGUAAACGUGUGGGAGAUGGGCAAACAACGAAUGUAGACACAGAACAGCAGUAGUGUACAAAGGAGGCGUGAGUAGGUAGGUGAAUGUAAGAGCGAAAAGGAGCUGUGUCGAGCACAGAGGGAAAACUGGUCUGGCAGAGCUCCUGGAGUGCCUAGGGCCUUGCAGCAUGCUUUUGGUUCCUUGGGCCCAAUGGGCCAAAGCCGCCACAGGGCCCAGGCUGUCUCUGGAUGUCUGAUUCAUAAUUAUCGUAUUGCUUAUCGGUCCUGUGACUACGGCAUAGCUGUGUCAUCCGAGAACGGCAGCAGUCAACUUCUAUCCUAUCUCCUGAAUCUGUACUGAUCCCACAUUAAGGCCAGGUGCAUGCAGAUUUCACU